Messenger RNA from Saimiri boliviensis boliviensis (Bolivian squirrel monkey), 2107 nucleotides. NCBI's taxonomy places the organism in Eukaryota, Metazoa, Chordata, Mammalia, Primates, Cebidae. The record is from RefSeq and is a predicted model, not a curated record.
CGGACGCGUCCGCCUCUCGCUGGAGUGAUCCGGGCCCGAGGCUCUGGGUUUGUCGGGGCUGCUUCAGCUUCCCGGCUGGUCCCAGUCACUGGUGCCAGUGCUCAGGCGCCCGCCGCCCUUAACCUUCGGCCCCGCGAGCCCUAACUGGGCGCCGGAGGACCGGCUGCCGCCCCCAGGUAGACUGGGUCUGGCUGGGUCAGGCCAGAAGGGUGUCCAUGGCGCGCGUCUCGCGCCGAGGCCAGAACUGGAACCGGGUCCCCAGCAGCUUCCGACCACACUGACGGUGUGGAACCGUGUGAGCGCUCACUAACUGCAGGGGACGGAGCUGGGCAUAUAGGGAAACUGGGGGUUUCCGGGCGAGUGGAUUAUUGUUUGGGAUCCGACGUGCACACUACCGUCUCAGGCUUUGGAAGAUGGAGGCUGCUGUUUCCACCUCAGGCUCUGAUGCUGGUCUCUGGUAGAAGAAGGUUGCUCUCAGGUCUUCUGCAGGCUCAGAAGUGGCCCUUUCAACCAUCCAGAGACAUGAGACUAGUGCAGUUCCAGACACCCCACCUGGUGGGGCCUCAUUUGGGCCUGGAAACAGGGAAUGGUGGAGGAGUUAUCAACCUCAAUGCCUUUGACCCCACACUCCCCAAAACAAUGAUACAGUUCCUCGAGCAGGGAGAAGCCACCCUGUCAGUGGCAAGAAGAGCCUUGGCUGCCCAGUUGCCAGUCCUACCACGGUCGGAGGUUACCUUCCUGGCUCCGGUCACGCGGCCAGAUAAGGUGGUGUGUGUGGGCAUGAAUUAUGUGGACCACUGCAAAGAACAGAACGUGCCUGUGCCCAAGGAGCCCAUCAUCUUCAGCAAGUUUGCCAGCUCCAUCGUGGGGCCCUAUGAUGAGGUAGUCCUCCCACCAGAGAGCCAGGAGGUAGACUGGGAAGUGGAGCUGGCCGUGGUCAUUGGAAAGAAAGGCAAGCACAUCAAGGCCACAGAUGCCAUGGCCCAUGUGGCUGGCUUCACUGUGGCUCAUGACGUGAGUGCCCGUGACUGGCAAAUGAGACGCAAUGGGAAACAGUGGCUGCUGGGAAAAACCUUCGACACCUUCUGCCCUCUGGGCCCUGCCUUGGUGACCAAGGACAGUGUAGCAGAUCCACACAACUUAAAGAUCUGCUGCCGAGUGAAUGGGGAAGUGGUCCAGAGCAGCAACACCAACCAGAUGGUGUUCAAGACAGAGGAGCUGAUAGCGUGGGUCUCCCAGUUUGUCACCUUUUACCCAGGGGAUGUCAUCCUGACCGGGACCCCCCCAGGUGUCGGUGUAUUCAGGAAACCUCCUGUCUUUCUCAAGGUCUCUGAAGGUCCAGAUAGCACUGAUGGCGAGCUUUGGGUCCACACAGUCUGGAAAGAAGACAGAAGUGAAGGCUCUAGGUCGGGAGGACAGGGAGCCACUGGGCACAGGCUUCUCUCCUCCUCUUGUUUAAAGAAGGAGCCUAGGGAGGGAUAGAGCUCAGACUCCACAGAAGACCCUCUAUACUCUGCAACUCUUUUCCUAGGGUGGGCUGUCACUGUCCGGCAGGGGGCAGCAGCCACCAGCAAACACACACCUGCCUCCAGGAAGCUUGACUUCCCACCCAGAGCCUCCCUCAGGAAGAGAGGUAGCAGCUCAGCUCAGCAUUCAGCAAUGCCAGGGGCUGACUCCUUGGGACUCACCAAAGAUCCCUUCUUCCUGGGCGGUGGCCUAGAGGAACUGAAACGGCUGCUUUGUGUAGCCAGACUCUGCAGAAGAGAGACCUAGACUUGGGGCCCCGCACAGACAGAGCCUGCCUUGAGGAUUGCAAGGGAAGAAGGGCCUCACCAGUACCAGGCAGCUGGCCCUGGCAGAGGAAGGCGGCAGCCUGUGCGAAAGCCUUGAGCAGUGGGCUGAACAGGCGGCAGAGGAAAAGAAAGAAGUCCGGGAAGCGCAACUGCUGGCUAAGCUGGAGGGGUUGGGAUGAGUGCAGCUCCCCACAGCCUCCCUACCACCUCCCUCCAGGGGCAGCUUCUUCCAACACACCCUGAAAUACCUGCCCUCGGCCUCUUCAAAGUCAUCACUGUCACUUAACAGUAAAGUCCCCACUUACCAGCUUUCU